CGUCUCGAUCUCGGGGCAUUGUUGCCGCUUCCACAACGACAUAACAACUUGACUCUGAGCUACAACCCCACCACAUUUACGGGCGUGGGCUCGUACCGCCAUGUCGGGUCGAGCAGAGACAAUAGUUGCGCACGUUGAAGACGUGGACGAGUUUGACAACAUCAUCGAGGAAUCGUGUCGUUACGCAUCUUCGGUUGCCCCAGGCAGCCCAGCAAAGCAGCAGCCAAACACCGGGCGAGCGAGAAGGGAGAAGGCCAGGAGAGGUUCUUCCUCCCCUAUUACCACGAGCGUCGUCACCGACUCCGACUCCACGCUGCACCCUAGGAGAGACUCGCUCAAGAAAUCGAGCAAGGAUCGUGAGAAGUCGGUUAGCAAAAAGGCGCUCAUGGCUGCCUCACGCCCACCAGUCAAGCAUGCGAAGACGGCGCAAGGCAUACCAAGGAGAGAUGAGUCGGCCUACUAUGGUGUCGACCCCACCAUCACCCCAGCCGUCUCGCGGCCUCGGGCCCAGAGUAGGCCAUCGAGCUUUUAUGCCUCAGGGAGGCCACCACCAGCAAACGCCAGGUUUUAUGCAAACCAAACUCCGGGCCCCCCGUUGCCCACCUCGUUCCCUCCCCCUUCGUGGAUGGGACCAGGACCUGGACCAGGACCAGGAGGACCGGGGCCGGGGCCGGGGCCGGGACCGGGACACGGACAUGGACACGGACAUGGACACGGACCGUCACCUUUUGGUCAACCGUCGCCAGCCCCUCUCGUCAUGCACCACCCCCCUCCUCCUCCAACGUCGGACUAUUUCGCCCGUCCGCUUGAAUCUCGCUUUGGGUCCCGACCACAGUCUUCUAUGGGCUUUCGGCCACCCCGCGCCAUUGAGUACGAUGACUACGAAGAGCCUGUUGAGAAAGCAUUAGCACGACGGCCUUCGACGACUCGAAGAGUAUCCAAGAACGAUGAAGACAGGAAGGCGAUGCCUCCGCCACGCAGGCCAUCGUCUGCCCGCCCGACCACACUUCCAUUCCGCCCGCCACCGUCCACACCGGCCAGGCGAAGGGGCGACUUUGAUGAGCACGACCCCGACGUCGAUAAUGCUCUUUUUUCCGACCUUUCACCAAUGGCACCAGUGGGCUAUGACUUCAGCCCUAUCCCUUUUCGGCCACGCCCAAACUUCGGUGCCGACUUGGGUUACGACGUGCCUGAUCAACAAACCGAAGUAGCUGGACACCGCCGGCGCAAUUCGUAUUACGGUGGCAACUCGGGGUCUUCCGGGAGUGCAUACGAGGACAAGAUGCGGCAAGCUAGUCGUUACCAGGACGACAUUAUCGCCGUGCCCCAAAUGCCGCUGACAGCAGAGACGCUUCGAAAGGCAGGCAAGAGUGGCACCAGCAGCAGGUCCACCAGGAGCUCAGGAAGCCAUGACGAGAGCGACUACAGGCAGUCGGCAACAACGCGGACCACGAGGUCGACGGCGCCGAACAAUGACGAGGAUGUUACAAUCCGCGUGAAAGGGAGCACGGUGCUCAAGUUUGGCAACACAGAGAUGCAGUGCCAGGACGGAGCCGAGAUCAACAUCACCUCGAGGAGCGGCAACCCCGAGAUCCGGGCCGCCGACAGCGACAGGUCGAGCUACGUCGACCAGGACGACCGCCGGACCAGGGUCGAUAUUCCCACCCAGUCACGCCUGCGCGCCACGUCACGGGCCAAGUCUCGGCCGAGGUCGUUCUCUCGCUCCUUCUCCAAGUACGAGGUCGCCGCUCCCAACAAGUACGAUGUCGCCACCAGGUACGACACUGGGCCCAAGUACGACGCCGUCACUGACUACGACGCGUACACCACCUACGCCCCGCCGCUGCCGCCACCCUACCCCGAAUAUCCCUCGUCGUUCUCAUCGCGACAUGGCGAUGGGUACUUUGGCGGCCCACCACCACUGUAACGCGUCACAACAUGAGAUGAAUGACGAGGUUGGAUGAAAACGUACCUGAUGAUGACGGGGCCAUCGACCCGACGACGACGACGACGACGACGCCGAGACGUUUGAGAGAUGAUAAUGACGCUGAUAAUGUUUCCGUGCACAUAACGGCCGGCAUUUCCAUUUACCUUUGUUUUGCGUCUUCCUGGCGGUACCUAUCUGAUAUGAUCUAGCGAGCGUUGGCUUAUUUGCUUUGCUUCGUUUCGUGCUGCUUGGGGGGCAAUACCUUUUGUA
Messenger RNA from Chaetomium fimeti, 2197 nucleotides. RefSeq lists its product as uncharacterized. The record is from RefSeq and is a predicted model, not a curated record. The coding region runs from base 101 to 1927 and encodes 608 amino acids. Lineage: Eukaryota; Fungi; Ascomycota; Sordariomycetes; Sordariales; Chaetomiaceae. The transcript has a single exon.